GCUCUUCUAGAUACCAACUCCCAUUCUCGUAAACCCUUUUAUUUACUCCAUCCAAAUCGCUCAAUGCAAAAUCUCUUAGCUCAAAAUUGAUUUCUUCUUCCCAUGUAUGGGUCAAAACUGUUUUCAAGAAUCGGCAAGAUUCACCAUUUUUGCUCGUUAUCAGCUGAGCCCGGGGGAAUAUGCUAAAUCGGGAUUGCUUUUGAAGUGAGGUUCGGAAAAUGAUCCUGACAAAGCAAUACCGCUGCGUACAUUCGCCAAGUUGUGCUUGUACAAAAGGUCACCUUAGUGAAGAAAUCAUAUUUUUAGUUUUUAACCAUUUAAAUUGGAACCCGAAAUUGAUUGCAGCACUUUCUUGUGCUUGCAAAUGGUUUGAUGAUCUUGCCAAACGUGUUCUUUGGAAGGAAUUCUGCAAGACUCGAGCUCCUAAGAUGAUGCUUGAUAUGCAGUCAAGUGGGAGUCAUAGUGUAGAUGGAAAUUGGAGAGCUCUUGGUAAGCUGCUCAUAUAUUGUUCUGGAUCGCGCAAGGAUGGGCUGUUCAGUAGUAGUCACAUUCCAGGUCAUUUUGUCUACCGUACACGCUUCUCAAGGACAUCAGGGAAGAGCUUUUUGCUACCACAAUGCAGAACAGAUGUCUUAUACGUAUCAGAUCCUUGUGAGCACCUUGACCAGGGGGAUGAUGGUGAUGUGGGAUUCUUUCGUGGAAUAUUCAAAUCUUUUGCUACUUCAAAGGUCAGGAAACUACUCAUAAACAGAAGCGCUCCACUGCAUCCCACUGAGAUCUGCCCUUACUGUAAGGCAAAGCUAUGGAACAUGCUCGCGGCAAAGAUGAUACCAUCGAGUGCUAGCUGCCGGUUGGGUGCUUAUGAUGAUUGCAUCGAGUACUAUGUUUGCCUUAAUGGACAUGUGCUCGGGAUUAGUACCCUCUUGCCCUUGUCGGACACUGAUGAAGCAUCGGAAGAGUGAGGCAUGAUUAGAGGCCAGCAGGUGUCAAAGACUUGAUGCUUAAUGGUGGCUGCUAUAAAUUGUAUUUACUCAGCUGGCCACACACAUGAUUGUUAACUACUCUAUCUACCCAUUGUUUGUACAUUUGAAUGGAAGUGCAGCUUGAGAGUAUGUAAUAUACAAGUGCUUGUCUUCAAUUAAUUUAAACGACUCUUAACUUGAUUAUAAGGGCUUAUUACAUCAAGGGAAAUUAAUUUA
Salvia splendens (bonfire salvia) is the source of this 1199-nucleotide messenger RNA. Its product is annotated as EID1-like F-box protein 2. The coding region runs from base 219 to 962 and encodes 247 amino acids. The transcript is spliced from 4 exons. NCBI's taxonomy places the organism in Eukaryota, Viridiplantae, Streptophyta, Magnoliopsida, Lamiales, Lamiaceae. Gene Ontology annotation, molecular function: protein binding. The record is from RefSeq and is a predicted model, not a curated record.